AUGCCAACCUCCACAUUCUGGCAGGACUUCCCUGACUUUGAGCUCAAACCGGACGCUGCAAUGAUUGAUGAGUUCAAGCGCCUGGCUGCCCAGCGGGGCUGGAAGGAAGGCUCAAAGACCUGGCGCAAGCGAUGGAGUGCCUUCAUCAACCUUGAGUACGACUGCGUCAUUGGAGAGAGUCUCACAGACCUAGACAGCUGGCGCGAGCUGUGUGCGCUGCUGGAUUUACAAGGGCCGUUCCCUUCCAUCACGAAGUGUAGGCAGGCGUUAUCCACGGUCCAUGUCAACAUUGUUGAUGUGAUUAACUGUCGACGCCAGGGAACUAAACCAAAGAAGUUCAGCAGCGUGUCACAGCUCGCGAAGUAUACCCAUAAAACCGGACAGUUCUUCAAGAGAAACCUGGCCAAGCAGGACCAGUUGCUCAAGAGAUGCCGAGAAUGGCAGCGUUGGAAUGGGCUCGAUGUGCUUGGAAUGGGCUCAAUGUGGAGAGAUGAUGUGUAA
Molecule: messenger RNA, 501 nt
Organism: Aspergillus saccharolyticus JOP 1030-1
Lineage: Eukaryota; Fungi; Ascomycota; Eurotiomycetes; Eurotiales; Aspergillaceae
Exons: 4
Coding region: 1-501 (166 amino acids)
Source: RefSeq, a predicted model, not a curated record